AUGAAGAAGAAGAAGGAGGAGGAGGAGGAGGAGGAGGAGGAGGAGGAGGAGAAGGUCGACUCAUCGGCGCUUCCAGCGGCGGGUACACUCGAGGUGGCGACCAAGACCGGGCCGUGGGAUUCUUCAGUGCUUUCCCUUUCUCCUUUUCCUUCUCCCAUUCGACGUGCCGGAGAGGGGAAAGCGAUGCGUCGCGCGCGCAGGGGAGACACCGCUAGCGGAGGGCACGUCGGUCGCAAUGGCGGAGUUGGCCUCGCUCCGCCGCCAUCAUGGCGGCAGGUCUCUGGGAAAUCCAUGGCAUAUAAUAAUUAAUUAACUAAUUAAUUAAUAACUUCCAUAUGCGGCCUUUGUAGUGAGAAUGGGUAGCGGGCUGGACUCGGAAUCAGCCCGAGCCCGUACAUCUUUUUCAAGCUCGAGGCCCACAAAAAGCCCGGCCCGGGACCUGAGACCCUCGACCCACACUUCUCAGCGUGGCUCAUUUUCCUCGGAUUUUCUCAAAAUUUCUGGAAAGAAAAAGCAGUCCGCGUUAUUGGAGAAAUUAAAUCGCGUAAUAAAUUUUAUAUUUAUGCGGAACGUGCUCCUAUUAAAAUAAGCCCGGCGGGGCCACCGGUCUAUAGUGUACGGUGAUGCCGCCUAUCUCGGACGGAUCGGACGGUGCUCCGGUGGCAAGCCAGAUGGCCAUUCCUCGAUAAAUGCUCUGAUGUGAUUGGUAUGCGUCGGUAGCUAACGAUGGCAGAAGGGCCCAUUAGAUAAUUCGGUUCAUAAUGCUAUAAAUUCUAAAAAUUCGGUAUUAAAAAGAAAUAUUAACUUUAAAUCGAAUUAUUAUGAUUUUUCUUCUACAGAUUUUUUUCCACUGAUGAGGGAUAUAUUUAGUCAUUUAAAUGGUAUUCUUGCAAUAUGUGUACACUAAGCCAGAGAAAAAUCCAAAUAACUUUGUACCCAUUUUAUUUUCCUGCAUAUUUUUUUCCAAAAAUAAUUCAAAUUAGGACUUUCGUUGAAGCCCUCUAAUUGGGUUAAUAAUUCUGAAAGAUUAAUAAUAGAGUAGCAUAUAUUUAAUAGCUUCAAACAGAUGUUGAUGGAAUUCACGCCGCCGUAAGGAUGCGUCAUAUAGUGGAUGGAAUUCAAAAUAACCCAUGGUAAAACUGGAGGAGGUAUGGGUCAAAAAAUGUGGCGUUGAAUGAUCUCAUAUGUUGACUUUUUAAUCUCCGUCAGAUAAAAAAAAAAUGGCUAUGACGCGCAGCAAGAGUGUAAGAAAUAUAAAAACGCUGCCUCCCUUCCAUCAUCGACUCGUCCCGUGGACCAAAUUCUAUCGGCUAUGGCGAUCGGUGCAUUUCCCUCAAAAGUCAACGUGAAUUUUCGCUUGGGAAAUUAUACUCACCAAACUUAGAGGACCACAUACAGAUGUACAUUUUAAUAUGGAAGUUCGAUGUAGCUAUUCGAACUAUUUGUAAGUGGAGCCAACGCUGGUGUUCUUCCCUGUGAUAAACUGGUAGAAGGGUAAGCUCAACCUGAGUUGGCCGGAUUGGAUCUUUCGGCCGGGCGUUCUUGUCCCCGACUCCAUCUUUUUGUGCAGAAGAGUUUACAGGUGGGACUGCCUGAGAGGCAUCUCCGGGGGGUCAAAGGUCCCCAAAUAUCGAUUCGUGAUGUGGUGGGAACGACCUUCCUCCCCCUUCCUCUUCGUUCGGCUUCAAUCCCUUUUCGAGGCCCGAACAGGGUUACAAUCAGGCGUCCGUCAGCGGAGAGAAUCGCGCGGCCACCGCCGGGUUGUGGGCUUCCUGGACGUCCACGGGCCCGCCACCGCCUGCUUAAGACUGCCGUAAAUGCUGGCCUGCGGGUUGUCCGUGACGACAGAGGAAGGAGAGAGCUUAAGUCAGCAAGCGACGAACGGGGAUGAAGGGGAAUCUGUUUUCCUGAAGACGUUUUGGGAGGAGGAGGAGAAAGAAGAAGAAGAAGAAGAAGAAGAAGAAGAAGAAGGGGAAGAAGGGGAAGAAGGGGAAGAAGGGGAAAGGUUCAAUCCACGGCGGGAUGACGCAGGCUGUGUGAAUGACGUUGAGAUUAUGAUAAAACGCCCAUCGAGCAGCUGAAGCCGAUGGGAGUCGUCACUAGGACUUCGUCACCGACAUCGCCUUUUGUCGGUGAUCUUGGUCAAUAGAGCAAAGAUGUAAAUGGAAAACAAACCGAAAUUUGAGCAGAAGACGAUUCUUUUUUGGAUCAAAAUGUUCAAGACCUCGGAAACGAAAACGGCACUGGGAAGAAACGGAGGAGAAACAGAAAAGAUCAGAAGACGCACCCAGAGGUGAGAGGUGGCCGUGGACAGGCUCGGGAGACUUCUGCUCCUCGCGUGCCUUGUUAUCGUCGCCUUCGCCGCGGCCGCUUCCCCCUCUACGUCCUCUUCCCUCUCGUCGACGUAGAAUCCACAGCCAUGGGAAUAAGAGCGAGGUAAGCAUGCGGCAGCCUCCGGCGCCUUCUGCGACGAAGAAUCGCCACCGCUCCUCUUCGGCGCUGUCCUCUUCCAGAACCACCCUCCUGAUCUCUGCUUUCUUCUCCUCCCAUCGCCUUUGCUGUAGAAUCUUAGCGAGCGCUGCCCGAAGGCGAAUGAUGAACAAGAAAGAGGGCUGCGUUGUCCAGUCACGGACAUGCCGUCUAUCUGGGAGGCGGGCGGGCCAAGCAGCACAUAGUAGGUUCCCUCCAAGACGGUCUUUGAGGGCACCUCGGCGUCUGCUACCUUCGCCACCUGCCAGGCCGAGGAGGACGACGAAGAAGACGACAGAACCGCCAGUCUCGGAGGAAGCUCCAGCCCUCUAGCGCUGGCGGGCUUUGUCCCGCCACAAUUGUUGGAGUUCCGAGGCUUCCCUGGAGCUUCCUCCCAUCUGAACGGCACCCUUCCUGGUGCCUGCGGUGGCGGAGUCAUCAUACCGACUGGUUCCGGCCGCUGGUUCGGCAGAGCGUGGUAGCACAACCUCGGUGGGGAAGUCACGCCGGCAGAAGUUUUUCCUGUUGCUUCCCGGACCACGACUGCCCCAUCUCCCCGAACUACCGCGACCUCCCCCCUUGCACCCUGCUCUCCCAUAUCUCUCUCCUUCUCGCUCCCUCUUCCUUUCGCCCUACCCACUCCCCUCUACGUGGGAUGCCAUGUAUCUGUCUUCAUAUAUAGAGGCGUGCGUAUCUCCGCGCGAGGGGAACAGAUAGUGAGAUGUGCGUGCCAUGUAUGAACCCCCCGGCGCUCUCCGCCUCACGCGGUUUUAUACACCGCUUUCGUCACGAGGAAGUUCCCCUUUCAUACAUCUCCCUCUCUCUCUCUCUAACCCCCCCCCUUCCGAACCCUUCUUCCAUUCCUCUCCUCUAUUUCCUAACCAGUUUGAAGAUGCCCCGAGUGCAGCGAGAGAGAGAGAGAGAGAGAGAGAGAGAGACCUACGGCGGUGACACGUGAAAAAUCCGCUCAAGUAA
Spirodela intermedia is the source of this 3444-nucleotide messenger RNA. The record is from the annotation of a GenBank genome assembly. Lineage: Eukaryota; Viridiplantae; Streptophyta; Magnoliopsida; Alismatales; Araceae.